UUAUUCGUAGCGAGAAAAAAGGAAAACGUUUUAAAGUUGUCAAUACAUUUAACAAGGAAAAAGAUUUAUUUGGAAGAGUAAUGCCUAGGAAGAGACAUGACACAUCUUCUGAUGAUUCAGACAGUAGUGAAGAAGAGGUAAGACCUCGGAAGAAAGAUCAACGGGGGACUGCCGGCAGAAAUCAGCGUUAUGAUAAUUCUAGUCCUCCUAAAAGGUCCAGUGGAAACCAGAAAGCCAGAAAAAGAAUGGACUCGGAGAAAGAUUCAAGUUUUGAGGUUGCACAAAACAGGAGCAGAGAAAGGCAGCAGUUUUCAUCAGAUUCAGAUACAAGUCCAGUGAAGCGAUCUGUUGUAUCUAAAGUUGAGAAAACCAGUGCACAGUUAGGAAGAGGUGAUCAGGACUCCAGGGAGUUUGAUAAUAGAAGCAGAGACAGGGGUGACGAUAGGUGGAGUUCACGGGGUGCAAGCCAAGGCCAAAGGUCAAGUCGACAGGAUGAUUCACAGGAUGCAUAUGGUAGAAGAAACGAAAUGCCAGGUGGUAGAAUGUCACCUGAAAGAAGACAAAGAAGAGUUUCUUCUUCUCCAGAAAGACAGCGCUUAGAAACCAGGUUACCAAGGAGACAAGACAGAUCAAACAGAUCGCCUAGUCCUGGUAGAAAUGAUGUCAGAAAUGAACUUAGAAGAUCUUUCUCACCUGAAAGAAAUACCAGGUUUGGACAAAGAAGAAAUGAUUAUCAGAGUCUUGGAAGAGGUCAGCGAUCACCAGGAAGAGCUCCAGGUUGGAGAGACCAGCAAGGAAGAGGAAGGCUUGAUGAUAGUAGAGGUCAAGGUUAUAGAAAUGAUCAACAGUCAAGGUCAUUUGACCGACGGGAUAGAAGUCAGGACAGAAAUAGGCAAAAUAGAGGCAGAUCAAGGUCACCUAUGAGAAAUACUAGUAGGACUAGAAAUGAUUCAGAUGUUAGCUUUGAACAAAAGGCCAUGUCCCCUAAAGAGAUAAGGUCAAAUAAGGGUCAAAGGUCUGUUUCACCAGUAAGGUCAAAUAUGGGCCAGAGGUCAGUAUCACCAGACAGGACAGAGAGAGGAAGUAAACAAAGAAAACUAUCAGAGAAAAAGAAGAAUACUCCUGUUAAUUCACCUUUAAAAUCUAAAGCUAAAGGUGGAAAUAAAACAAAGAAGAUUAAAGACAAGAGUAUAGAUAAAGAUUUUAAAGAGUCUGAGGAGGAUUUAGAAAAAUCGCCAAAAAGUUCUAAGAAAAGUAAAAAUAAGAAAAAGAAAAAAGACGCUGAGAAAGAUGACUCACUGGAAAGAAGUUUUGAACGUAGUAAACAGCUCCUUGAAGAAAACUCACAUUCCAAAGAAUUUGACAUUCCUGAGUCGGAAGAUUCGGCUCAGGAGCAAAGUCCAACAAAGGGUCGCCAAAAAAUGCGAUCAAAACGUCGACGAGAAUAUUCUGAAUCUGAUCAGGUGAUUUCAUCAAAGAAGAGUCGAAAGACAAAAAAUGACCUUGAUGAUUCUAAAACUGUUAGUAAAAAAACUCAAAAGAAAUCUAAGAAGAAAAUGUCAAGAUCUCCUAGUCCUCAUGAAAGGUCUGAUCGAUAUAGGUCAAAAUCAUCUGAUAAAAAUAGGUCAAGGUCAUCUGAAAGGUCAUUUGGACGGAAUCAUGAUAUGACCCAGUUUGAGAGUGAGCCAGAAAGUGGUGAGAUCACAGACAGUGAGGAAGAAGCAGAGAAAGCCAGACAAUCUAUGAAAAGUUUUAUAAAUAAGCCUUCUGGGGAAGAUGACCAACAAACUGUAGAAGAUGAGAGAUUUCUCAAUCAGAGAAAAAAGGCUUCAAGAAUGAAGGGAAGAAAUGAUGGAGACCAAAAUGCAGGAGAGAAGGAACGUGUCAAAGAAAAAGGAAGUAAAAGAAAAGUACAGGAAACAAAUGAGCCAGAACCAAAGGAAGAAUCAGAAUUGUCUACAAAGAAACCCAAACCUGCAGCUGUUGGGGUGGAAGCCUUUACUGGGAGGACUGGUGGCGCUUAUAUACCCCCUGCUCGUCUUAGGGCUAUGCAAGCCAAGAUCACAGAUAAAUCAAGUGUAGAGUUUCAGCGUAUCUCAUGGGAAGCCCUCAAGAAGAGUAUCAAUGGUUUGAUAAACAAGGUGAAUGUAGGAAAUAUAGAAAACAUCGUCAGGGAACUGUUUCAGGAAAACAUUGUUAGAGGACGUGGUUUAAUGGCAAGAUCUAUCAUACAGGCUCAGGCAGCAUCUCCCACAUUUACUCAUGUAUAUGCAGCUCUAGUUUCUAUUGUUAAUACAAAGUUUCCACAAAAUGGAGAGCUGAUUUUACGACGUCUGAUAAUUCAGUUCCGUCGAGGCUACAAGAGGAAUGACAAGAAUAUUUGCUUGUCAUCGACACGGUUCAUCGCACAUCUCGUUAACCAACAAGUUGCUCAUGAAGUUUUAGCUCUAGAAGUACUUACACUUCUUCUGGAAACACCAACAGACGAUUCAGUGGAGGUAUCGAUAGGAUUCCUGAAGGAAUGCGGACAGAAACUUACGGACGUCUCACCUAGAGGAAUCAAUGCAAUAUUUGAGAGGUUAAGGAAUAUCUUACACGAGGGCCAGAUUGAUAUACGUGUACAAUACAUGUGUGAGGUGAUGUUUGCUGUACGAAAAGAUCAUUUUAAGGACUUUCCUGCUGUUAUGGAGGACCUUGAUCUAGUUGAAGAAGAGGACCAAUUUACACAUUUGCUAACACUGGAAGACGCAGUGAAUGGAGAGGAUAUACUAAACGUUUUCAAGCCUGAUCCAGCAUUUGAAGAAAAUGAGGAAAAGUACAAGAUACUGAAGAAAGAGAUACUAGGAGAAGGUAGUUCAGAUGAGGAAGAUGGUUCAGGAAGUGGGAGUGGCUCAGAUAGUGAGGAGGAGGAGUCUGAGGAAGAUGAGGAGGCGAAACAGAAAAUUAUUGACCAGACAGAGACUAACAUGGUGGCAUUAAGGAGAACAAUCUAUUUGACAAUACAAUCUAGUCUUGAUUUUGAGGAAUGUGCUCAUAAACUUCUCAAGAUGGAUCUCAAACCUGGACAAGAGGUUGAAUUAUGUAACAUGAUUCUCGACUGUUGUGGACAGAUGAGGACCUACGAGAAAUUCUUCGGUCUCCUAGCAGGGAGGUUCUGUAUGAUUGAUAAGAAAUAUGUGGAACCAUUUCAAGUGAUGUUUAAGGAACAGUAUGAAACCAUACAUCGACUUGAAACAAACAAGCUACGGAAUGUGGCCAAGUUCUUUGCCCACCUUCUACACACUGAUUCUAUUUCAUGGGCUGUAUUACAAGCUAUUAAAUUGAAUGAAGAUGACACAACCUCUGCCAGCAGAAUCUUCAUCAAGAUUUUGUUUCAAGAAUUAUCUGAGUAUCUCGGACUACCAAAGCUGAAUGAGAGGCUCAAGGACCCAACGUUGCAGGAAUAUUACGCUGGUCUUUUACCACGAGACAAUCCAAGAGAUACAAGAUUUGCUAUCAACUUCUUCACCACUAUAGGUCUGGGUGGUUUAACUGAUGACCUGAGAGAUCAUCUUAAGGACGUAUCUAAAAAGUUAAUGCAGCAGAAACAAGAAGAACAGGCACAAGCUAUACAAGAUGAUUCAGAUGAUGACUCUGAUGACUCGAGUGAUGAAUCUGAUGAUUCCGAAGAUAGUGACAGCUCUGACAGUUCCUCAGAUUCAGAUUCCUCAGAUGAUAAUAGGAGAAAGAAAAAGAAAGCAGCUAAGAAUUCCAAGGCUGCAUCAGAGAAGGGCAAAAGAGGAAAAGACAUUGGAAGAAAAGAGAAAGUUGUGGAGAAAGAGGGCAGGAAAAAUAGGGACAGAACCAAUGGAUCUGUAGACAAAAGAGGUAGACAUGAGGUUGAAAAAUUGAAUAAGAAAGACAAGAAGAGGAACAGAAAGGCAGCUGGAGAUAUUCGUAAAGACAGUAAAAGUGAGGACGAAGUCAGACGUGAACAGGAAGAACAGUUUAAGAAGCUAGCUAAACUGGCUAAUUAUGGCAAUAUUGAUGACAUUGAGGCAAAUGAGAGGUACGGACAAGAAACGAGAAAAGGUGGCGAUGAUAGGAAGAAAAAUAAAAAAGAUAAGAAGGAGAAGGGAAAGGACAAGAAAAAUAAAAAAGGAAAGCGUACAAGUGACAAUGAAGUUUACGAUGAUGAUGAUAAUGAUGGGAGACUGCAGGAGCAGAGGAAGAGGCUCCAAGAGGAGUUGGAUGAGUUUGAUGCUAGGGCAUAUGCAGAUAGAAGUUUUGAUAGUAGUUUUGAGGGAAGAGGUAGCCGUGGUGGUGUAAGAGAUGAAAGAGGGGGUGGGGACAGAAGGGCUAGGCGUGGUGAAGGAUUAAUGAGAGGUGAAAGAGGGGUUUUAGAAGAUAGGGGUGUACGUAUUAGGGGAGAUGGGAGUAAGAGUAAAGGAAAGAAAGGGAAAGACUUUGUUGAAGAUGAUCUCGAUGAUAAGAACAUUAGAGUUGAGAGAAACUUUGAAAGGAUGGAUUUGUAUGAGGAAAAGUUCGAACGUGAGAGGGAAAGGAAUUUAGAGCAAGUUAGAGCGCGGGAAGAAUUCCAGGAUUAUUACAGGGCAAGGGAGGGUAAUGAUAUGCCACGUGGAGGGCCAUACAGGGGGAGAGAAUUGCCUUACAAGGGAGGAAGAGAUAUGGAUAGGUUCGACUACGACGACAGGGGUUUUGAUAGAGGGUACGAGGAGGACAGAAGGAGAGGGAGAAAUAGAAGUGAGGAGCGUAUGGCACCGUCUGAGCGUAAUGAUAGACGUAGGAGAAGAUAGGUUUUAUGCAUAGAGCUCAUAGGUUCAUCUUUAUGUAUAGUAUUUUUAUGUGAAAGAACUUUAAUAUGUAUUAUAUAUGUAUUUGUUAUGUGUAAAUUAAAAUAGGUAGCUGUGAAAUUACAAAAUAGGUUGAAAUUUCAAAAUAGGUUGAAGAGUCAUUUUGUUAUCCAUUGCAAUUUACAAUUUUGUAAUUUUAUAAAUAAAUUUUAGUAAUUAUCUUUGAGACAAAAAUUCAUGAAGUCCUAUUGUUACUUUAAUGUGAUUUCUUUAUACUCUUUAUAAUCAAUUUUUUUUUUUUUUUUUUUUUAAGAAAUUACAUUUUUUUGAUAAUGUUAUUGACAGUAUUGGCUAUCACAUUAACUUGUGUUUUUGUCAUUAAUUUGACCGGUGAGGUGUAUCAGUGCUGUCUAAUUUGUAAUUAUAUUUAAUUCUUCAAUUAAAAUCAUACACUCAUUAAACUUUUGAUUUUAGGAACUUAAUUCAAGACUAAAGUUUCACGACUGCUCAUGCCAGUCCCAUGAGAGUUUUCUGAAGUUAUAACUAACAGAUUUCUUUCUGACCAUUUUUUAUACAGCAAACAAAAUUACAAGUUUUUGUUCAAUGAUGAGUGAUUAGUAAAAUUACAUGGUGAAAUAUAUUAUAAAAAAUGAUUUAUGAUAAUUGACCGCAAUAAGAUAAUUGACUUUCUUAAUUGUACAAACAUAAUCGUAAUCAGAUGAUAAACUGGACAAAGAAACACAGGUUGCCAGGGACCAGAGUUAUUUUUUCCUCUUCAAAAUGGAUUAUAAAAAAGCAGAGACAUACAUAACUAUAUCUCUGGAAAAUUAACAUAAACCAGUAUUAACAUUUUUGUUGAAACAAAAAGAUAUAAAUCAUGAUAUUGUCCUGAAUGUUUGUAACAUCAAUUUUCAUUGGUCAGUUUUAUUAUGUGUAUAUCAUCUGUAUAUAUGGCUGCUGUAAAUUUUUGAACUGUUUAAAAUUUAAGUCAAGACAGCAUUUGUGCUAUUUUAUAAAUUCAUUAUAAAAUCUUUCGACAGGUAAUAUGUUGAGCUGUCAUCGAUAGAAAUGAUAUUUGUGUAUCAUUGAUAUUUUUCAGUCAAUCAAUAAUCAAUACCCAUUUUAGAAAAUUGAUAAUUUUGACUUGAGAAUUGAAUGUCUAGAAAUAAUGAAAAUUUACCCAAAACAUACGCAAAAUCAUAUGUUAUAGCUGUGAUGACAAAAAAAAAUGGUCACAAUCGACUUUUAUAAACAAGACUCAUGUAUGAAAAAUCCACUUUUUUACUGAAAGCAUUUAAACAGAAAUACAGACAAGUAAUUAUUACUUAAAGUAAGUAAUUAUCAGUAUAUCGGUGUAUCAUCGAUAUUUAUCAUCUGAUAUUGAUAUAUAGUUGAUUUGCUUUGCACAGAAAUCAAGGACAGCUAUAGUUAUAUUGAUGUGUACAAUUGACUGUUUAUCUAAGUUUUAAUAAGCCUACAACUAGUAGGCCAAAUACCUUGCUCAAAUUUUUAUAACUAAUGAUACAGGAUUAAAUUUAGGAAAGAGUUUGCUAUCAAUGGGGUGACCUGCUCUUUUUAAUGAAGUUGAAUUAAGUAUGUGUUAUUUUUAAAAAUGAAAUGUGUAACCAUUUUAAACUAAUACUUACAUAAUAGUGUAUAUAACUAGAAAAACACUUUGUUCAAUCGGCCUAUAUUUGUCAUUUACUUGUAAAAUACAUGAUUAUUCAUAUGUACGUCAGUAUUUUCUGUAACUGUCUGAUUUGUAUUAUAAAAUAAAAUGUUACAUUUUAGUUGAUUUUUUAAAUUUUUUUUUUAGAUCUAAAGUAUGUUAUUUAAAUUGUGACAAGAUUUGGUACUCUAGUUGAUCAGUUCCAACAUUAUAUUUGAAAUGUUAUUGUAUGUUUGCAAUGAAAUGUAAAAUGAUCAGAAUAUUUUUUAGAUAAAGUGUUAAAAUAAAUAUAAAAAUCUCAAGUUGUUAUAGGACAUAAGCUAUAUCUUACGAAAUAUUUUUAUAAAAAUCAUGAACUGUAAAAUUACAUACAUUGUAUCCAUAAUCUUAUGGUCGAUUCUUGAAAGAUUUGUAACAUAGAAUGUCCUGUUGUUCAAACAAUAAUUUUUGCAGCAGAUGUACAGCUUUAUAUACUUUGACAUGGUUUUGUAUUAUUAAGUUUAUCAUAAUACGAUAUAGAUCAAACUCCCAAGUUUUGAAUUAGAAAAUUGUUAAGUUAAUUAUUUUUUUUACUGGAAGGUUAAAAUAAUCUUCAUGUAUUUCCUAGAUUAUUACAUAACAAUAAUUUUGAAUGAAUCAGAUAUUUGUCAGACUUUUUUUUUUCAUUUACUAUAUUUUGUCAAAAUCAGUUUGCGUGUUUUUGCAAUUAAUUUAUAUACAUUGUACAUAUACAAUUCUGGAAUACUUAAAAUACUGCAGUGAUGCAAAUGACUCCCACUUGAAAAUGGUUAACCAUUAGAAAACGCUCAUUACUGAUGAAUGUGUAGUGAGGGACCAGUAUCCAUUUACAGAAAAGUUGUUAAAUCUCUCUUAUAUUGACUGAAAACAUUCAAGACUAUUUUUUAUUGAUACAACCUUGGCAUAUUACUGCGCUCGGCAUAUAAUCAAGAGGUUCUUGGCAGGUUUUUGGAAAAAUGAAGGGUUGGCAAAGCCUCGGCCUUGUUUUGUUUUGUUUUUUUGCUAAGCCUUGCCUCAUAAAUUUUGUAAUGUCGGACAAUGGCAUGGUGUUCUCUAUUUAUCAGUCAGAUGUAACUUUUAAGACUAGUAAGUUUAACAGUUAGAUGUUAAUCUUUUAGACUGGUAUACUGUAGCAAGUUUAACAGUCAGAUGUUAAUUUUUAGACUGGUUCACUGUAGCAAGUUCAUCCGUCAGAUGUUACUUUUUGUGACUGGUUCACUGUAGCAAGUUCACCAGUCAGAUGUUACUUUUUGAGACAGGUUCACUGUAGCAAGUUUAACAGCUAGAUGUUACUUUUUUAGACUGGUUUACAUCAGCAAGUUUAAUUUUGAGACUGGUUCACAGUAGCAAGUUAAACACAGACAGGUUCAGACUGGUUCACAAAGUUGUUUUUACUAGUCGGUGUAUGGUAAAUACUGUAUGUUUGUUAUUUUGUUUAUUUAAAUAAAAAAAGACCUGUUCAUUCAUUACAGUGUAAUCAUGUUCAAAUUUUUUGUACAAUAUUUUGUAUGUGAAAGUUAUGAGUAAAUAUUUGUGCUCCAAAUAAAAAAACAACAGAGAAAUGAAAAUACA
Molecule: messenger RNA, 8052 nt
Organism: Ruditapes philippinarum (Manila clam)
Lineage: Eukaryota; Metazoa; Mollusca; Bivalvia; Venerida; Veneridae
Product: pre-mRNA-splicing factor CWC22 homolog
Exons: 19
Coding region: 81-4796 (1571 amino acids)
Biological process (GO): mRNA splicing, via spliceosome
Cellular component (GO): catalytic step 2 spliceosome
Molecular function (GO): RNA binding; protein binding
Source: RefSeq, a predicted model, not a curated record